AUGGAGGGUGGAAAUCCUAUUGCAGCGAUUGUCCAGCCGUCAGCAUUGAGACCUCAUGUCUUUGCGGGUCUGUCGGGAGGUCUCUGUGGUCUCACGGCUUUGAUCGUGACCUUGCGACUCUGGACUCAUUAUACCCAUAUCCGAAAACUUCAUGCGGAUGACUGCUUGAGUGUAGUCGCACUCCUCUUUCUGAUCUGGAAUACAGUCACUUUUUCUCUUCUCAUCAAUGUGCUGAAUUCCGACCCCAACAGCGUCACCAUUGAACAUUUGACACGGCUCGUCGCCGUCGGCAUCGCCUCCGGCAACUGUGCCAUCUACAGUGCCAAAUUACCGCUGCUGUUCAUGUUGAUGCGCAUCUUCGGUAUCAAGAGAUGGCUUCGCUGGACAUGUCAAUUCCUCGUCGUCUUUGGAACCCUCGGUGGCCUCAUUACGCUGUUGUAUGCGGGCAUCUCAUGCAGCCCGAAUCUCCAUCGGCCCACACCGCCGUUCCUCUUCUCCUGCGUAACAGCCCUCACGGAUGCGACUAUUGCACGGGGGUCGAUCUCGUUGGCGAUUGAUGUUAUCGUCUUUAUUCUUCCAAUUCCCGUCAUUGUAGGCCUGAAGAUGCCUCUGCGUCGGAAAAUCGGGCUGAGUCUGGCCUUUACCACCGGUUUGAUUGCCAUUGGUGCGAGUGCCCUGGGUCUUUAUUUCCAAGCGGCGCAAUCUCACCAGUCGUCCACCAACUUUGCCAACGCAUUGCUUGUCACGAUCAUCGAGAGUGCAAUCGUAAUCAUGGUCAGCUGCACACCCGCUCUCCAUAUGUUCUGGACACACCAUGCAGGCCCGCUUCGGAAACAAUUGAACCUCUCGUCUGUCCUGGUGAGUCACAAGUCGAGAGAUUCAACAUCCAAGGUACGCGACAGCGCCGAUUCGGAUUCCAACUCCAACUCCACUGGGAUUACCGUCUCCAAUCAUUACUACGUGGAGCUUGAUGAGCGCGCCGGCAUGGAGAAGUUGUCCGAUGAUCCGAGGUUGCGAUUUAACGAAUUUGUGUAA
This is a messenger RNA of Penicillium oxalicum, 1035 nucleotides long. RefSeq lists its product as uncharacterized. Lineage: Eukaryota; Fungi; Ascomycota; Eurotiomycetes; Eurotiales; Aspergillaceae. The transcript has 6 exons. The record is from RefSeq and is a predicted model, not a curated record. Bases 1 to 1035 code for a protein of 344 amino acids.